This is a messenger RNA of Ostrea edulis (European flat oyster), 2167 nucleotides long. RefSeq lists its product as uncharacterized. Gene Ontology annotation, molecular function: proton channel activity. NCBI's taxonomy places the organism in Eukaryota, Metazoa, Mollusca, Bivalvia, Ostreida, Ostreidae. The record is from RefSeq and is a predicted model, not a curated record. Gene Ontology annotation, cellular component: membrane. The transcript is spliced from 2 exons. Bases 111 to 1709 code for a protein of 532 amino acids. Gene Ontology annotation, biological process: proton transmembrane transport.
AAUUGCUAUCCACAAACGCCAACAUCAACUUCAUAUCUGCAGUACGGAACUGGAGGGCUUAUGUGCAUAGAAAAGGUAUCAGAAAUCUCAAAGCAAAGGAAAUCUAAGAGAUGUUUCAAAUCAUUAACAGAUAUGAUGGAAGGUUCACGUCUGCAGCGUUGGCGGUUUGUUUCAUUCCAGUCUGUUUGGUUAUGUUGGUGUUUUUGUCUCCAGGUGGCUCUUACGAAGAUGAGAAUGACGCCACGUACAUAAUCCUUUUCAUUGUCAUCUGCCUUGGUAUACUUUCUACCUUUUUACUGUGGCGAUUUCUUGCCCGCAAUAGAGGAAUGUCGCUGGUCUUAACCCCGUAUAGACAACCCUCACUCCCCAUGAAGAAGGUUUUCCUGUGGAUCUUCGGGUUUACGAGCGUGGCGUACAGCAUCCUCAAUAUGGUGAUUGUCAUUGAUUGUUUGGAGACUUCGUAUCCUUAUAUAAAUUCAGAAAAUUAUAUCUUAGGUCUCUUGCACUCCUCAGGAGAAGUAGUUUUCUUUUUGGGACAAAUCGGAUUUAUAAGUUAUUUUGCUAGCUUUACGUUAGUUAGCACAACGUCAACAAACUACGGCAUUUUGGGAAUGCUUAUUGUACAUGUUAUAGAAUGGAUUCAUAAGUUUCAUUUGAAUAUUCGUCGAAUAGCAGGUACUUCGACUAAUAUGAUCAACAUAACUUCCUAUAACUGUUUUGUGGAAUCUGAAUUUUAUGCCUUGAAGCAGAAAACACACCCAUUUGGAGUUCCCCUCAGAACCUUAUUUUCUUUGUUGGCCGUAGAAAUGCUUCUAAAUAUGUGGCAACCUGCUGAUUUUCAACGUCAGAUGAAUUAUGCCACGGACCAGAGCAGAUGCAGUCGGGAAAAUUCUAGGCAAUCAGAUGAAUUAUCUCCCCUCUUACAAAACAUAGAUGGAUUGAAUGUUAACGCUAUUCAAUCAGAUGUGACCAUUAAUUCGUCAGAUGAUCAUAUCAACAUUGAUAAGGAAACAGCACAAAAUUCCCAAAAUCGCAACACUCGAUUUAUCGUAUGCAUUCUGAUUGGAGUCAUUAAUUCUCUUCCUGUAAUUACCACUUUUCUAUUUGUUAUAGCAACGGUAUCUGUCUCAUCGAGUCACGUGUAUGCGAUGGAAAUUAUGCUUUGUCUUUUAAAUUUAGAGCUACUACUCAUCACCUUAUACACAUUAUGUAAUAUGAGCAAAUCUAUUGAAUGUUACAGCAGAACUAUCGCUGCACGGGGAAAUUGUGUGAUCUUACUGUUCUGUACAUCGUUCGCUGUGUUGUUCUGCGCAUGUCGACUAAUGGCGGGUCUAUUGGUGGAUUCCGAAUGCCAUAUUGAACAGAACCAUUUCCACCUUAAAUACCCAGCUAGCAUUCUAGUGGUAGGGAUGUUUCUCGAAAUAUUCACAAUACUUCUACAAACCAUUCUUGUACGUGUUUCUUCGUUUACUAAACGAAACAAACAAAUUUUCUCUGUCGUGUGCUCAAUGAGAGUUCUUUGUGUCUUGAAUGUGAUUUGUUGGUUUAUGUAUGGUAUUUUCUAUGGAGGGUUUGAUAAAACCAUGAUAAUAGAGAAAUGUUUUUACAAUAAAUACAACUGGGAGUUGAUAAAGAAUAUAGCCCUCCCAAUUUCAGGGUUUUAUCGCUUUCAUUUAUUUACAAGGCUCCAUGAAUGUAGUCUGAAAUGAUUAUUAAAUUCUUAUAAGAGAAUCAUUAAUUCAAUUAGAAUAAUUUAGAUGUCUGAUAGUUUGUAUCUUAAACAGUACUUUAUUUAUUAUGAAUAUCUUCCUUUUGAUGUGCAAUACAUCUUGAUUGGCUUCAUUUAAGGUCUAUAUUAAUUUAUGAUGAUGUUUAUUUAGAAAUGCUUGCAAAAUUAUAUGCAGUACUUCCCUGUUUUAAGCGAUAAAUGUUGGAAAAGGAAGUGAAUUAUUAUUUCUCAAUUCAUCGUUGACUAUACGUAUGAGUUUCACUAUUGUGAGAACAUCGAUAUAUUAUCAUUUUCCUUAUUUGUUUACCUCAUUACUUUUGUAAAGUUUUUGUGAAACAUGAAAUACAUGUAGUACAGCAAUAAAUGAAAGUUCUUGUGUAUUAUAAUGCGAUUUUCAUAUGAAUUUCAAAUUUGAUCAAUAAAAACUUUAUAACUUUA